AUGCAAACAUUUGUCUCGAUAGCCAAGAAUGCCUGGGGAAUUUUUAUAUCCGAAAGGAAGCCUGGCUGGAAGUAUCUGAUGCAGCUUUUUGCAGUUUGCUCUGCAGUUGGCUUCCUCUCAAGCUUUCUCUUAUUCCUUGGCAUGCACUUCUCCCUGGCACACCACCCUUUGAGUCCCUUACUGAUUUCUGGAUUCAUCUGGAUCUCACUUUCUAUCGCGCUCUCCUAUUUCAAGCACCUGCGCUGUUUUAGUGUCCUUUUCCUUCUUUCUUGCGGACUGCAAAACGGCAGGAACGCUCUUAUUACGGCUGGCACAGGUGUUGUGGUGGCCUGCAAUGUCCAAAAUAUUUUCCACAACCUAAAGGUUCUGGCAGACAGUAUAACCUGUCAUUUAGAGUAUGAGCAAUUUGCCUUGAUAAAAUAUUAUGUUGAGGCAGUAAAAUGGAUUUAUGAGGCAGUCAAGCUUUCCAUUGAACUACCUAAACCUGUAGUGUUCCUAAACCACAAAUUCAUGUCAUCUCAUUCAAUUUCAGAUGAUGCAUUAAAACAAGAGUUAAAUGACACAAAGCAAGAAAUCCAGAGAGUAGCUAACCAGAUAUCUUUUAUGCUGACUAUACUGCCCUAUAUAGGCCAGAAAGUAUUGCCUAUAGUGGGGAUUUUUCUAGUUUCUUUAGGAACUGGCCUCUUUAUCAAAAAAUUUGUGGGCCCUCACAGUGUCAAAUUUAAGAACACUUAUAUCACUAAACAGUUCAUCGCUUUUGAUGAGCACCAAAAGCAACAGCAAAGACCCUGCCUUCUGCCACUUAACAGAAAAGAAAGAAAAGAUUAUGUGACAAUCCUGUCUUUCUCCCUCACAAGGAAGGACAGAAAAAAUAUGCAGCGGUUUUUUCUCCCUGUAAUUAUUCAUCUUUGCAUCUGGCUUCUGUUUGCUGCAGUAGAUUAUUUGUUUUAUUGGUUAAUUAUUUCUGUGAAUAAACAUCUCCAAGAAGUACCGGAUCUAGAGAUUGAACUCAGCCUUUUUCAGCAA
Messenger RNA from Tauraco erythrolophus (red-crested turaco), 1026 nucleotides. The record is from RefSeq and is a predicted model, not a curated record. NCBI's taxonomy places the organism in Eukaryota, Metazoa, Chordata, Aves, Musophagiformes, Musophagidae.